Phacochoerus africanus (Common warthog) is the source of this 2025-nucleotide messenger RNA. RefSeq names its product solute carrier family 35 member E3 (gene SLC35E3). NCBI's taxonomy places the organism in Eukaryota, Metazoa, Chordata, Mammalia, Artiodactyla, Suidae. The record is from RefSeq and is a predicted model, not a curated record. The transcript is spliced from 5 exons. The coding region runs from base 246 to 1187 and encodes 313 amino acids. Gene Ontology annotation, molecular function: antiporter activity; nucleotide-sugar transmembrane transporter activity. Gene Ontology annotation, cellular component: Golgi apparatus.
GGAAGGGGGCGGGGCGCGCGGGAAGUGCUGCCGCGUCCUCACUGACUGAAUGGGCGGCGGCAGAGCGUGUGUUCACUGCUGAGGCUGCUGCUCGCUUGAGACCCAAAGGUUGCAUGUCUCUACCCGGCUGGACGGUGAGGCCGGCGUCUGCGGAGACCCGGCAACAUAGGAGGAGGGAAAGGGCAGCCAGAGACAGUCCGAGCGCCCCUUUCGGAGGUUGAAGGGCCCUAGCCUUCGUGGGGGUCAUGGCAUCGCUGGCGGACCGAGUGCGAGGCAACGGGCGCAUCGCUGCCGGACUCCUGCUCAACCUGCUGGUGUCCAUCUGCAUCGUGUUCCUCAACAAAUGGAUCUAUGUGCACCACGGCUUCCCCAACAUGAGCCUGACCCUGGUGCACUUCGUGGUCACUUGGCUGGGCUUGUAUGCCUGCCAGAAGCUGGACAUCUUUGCCCCCAAAAGUCUGCCGCCUUCCAAGCUCCUCCUCCUGGCGCUCAGCUUCUGUGGCUUCGUGGUCUUCACCAAUUUAUCUCUGCAGAACAACACCAUAGGUACCUAUCAGCUGGCUAAGGCCAUGACCACCCCGGUGAUCAUAGUCAUCCAGAGCCUCUUCUACAAGAAAACCUUCUCUGUCAAAAUACAGCUCACGCUGAUUCCUAUAACUUUAGGUGUAAUCCUAAAUUCUUAUUACGAUGUGAAGUUUAAUUUCCUUGGAAUGGUGUUUGCUGCUCUUGGUGUUUUAGUUACAUCCCUUUAUCAAGUGUGGGUAGGAGCCAAACAGCAUGAAUUGCAAGUAAAUUCAAUGCAGCUGCUGUACUACCAGGCCCCUAUGUCAUCUGCCAUGUUGCUGGUCGCCGUGCCCUUCUUUGAGCCAGUGUUCGGAGAAGGAGGAAUAUUUGGUCCUUGGUCACUCUCUGCUUUGCUGAUGGUCCUGCUUUCUGGAGUAAUAGCUUUCAUGGUGAACUUAUCGAUUUAUUGGAUCAUUGGGAACACUUCACCAGUCACCUAUAACAUGUUUGGACACUUCAAAUUCUGCAUUACUUUAUUUGGAGGAUAUGUUUUAUUUAAGGAUCCGUUGUCAAUUAAUCAAGGCCUUGGCAUGUUGUGUACAUUAUUUGGCAUUCUCGCCUAUACCCAUUUUAAACUCAGUGAACAGGAAGGAAGUAAGAGUAAAUUGGUACAGCGUCCUUAAUUGGGUGUUUGUGGCGGAAAGGAAGUCGCUUCAAGAAGAUUUUAUAGAAGUGUGAAGUAUGCAAUUAAAAAAGUUGCUUUCAAAGAAGAAACAAAAAUUAUAUUGCCAAAUUCAUUACACGAUGGGUCCCAAGAAGUAACACAAAGGAAAUUUUAUUCUAAAUGUGACGUUCUCUUUUAGAGCACCUUUGGAAAAAACUUAAUGCUCUGAGACAUGGCUCAUGCUUCUUUUCAAAUGAUUACAUGAAUUAUAUUGGAUGGUUUGGUUAUAUCAAAUGAAGUACUUGAAAUUACAGUUCUGUAAUGGUGACAAAGGAAUUCAUAUCUUUUUAAGGACACACAGGAAUCCUCUAUGUGCUCGUAGGUAGUCCCCAGUAUGAGCUCUAUUAUCAUUUAGGCCAAAGUAUUCAAGUCAGAAUUUAAAACUAGCCUUUCUAUUUUAGUUGUUUUAGUAUAACGUCCCACUUUUUUUGUUUAUAGAAAUGAGAUAAUGAUUUCUAGAAAUCAAAGUUGAGUCAAGGAGACCAGAGGACAAAAUCCAGUUCUAAAAGUACCAUUUCCCUAGGAGAAAAUUGAUGUAAGAAGUUAGAUAUUAUCAAUAAACUGCAGCUUCUAUGGAAAUUCCCUUGGUUUUUGACUUCUCAGUGAACUCUAGAAACCAUACCUGAAGUUAAAAACCAAAAUAGCUCCAUGUUUAAAUGGCCCAAAGAAAAGACUACAGGAGGAACUGAGCAGGUUUCUUCCAACCUUGGUGACUGUUCUUCCCUCUUUGAGCAUUUCAUGUUAGUAAUUUCUUUCCUUUUCUAUUUCUUUCUUUCUUUUUCUUUUUUUUUUUUUUC